This is a messenger RNA of Diachasma alloeum, 1200 nucleotides long. RefSeq lists its product as uncharacterized. NCBI's taxonomy places the organism in Eukaryota, Metazoa, Arthropoda, Insecta, Hymenoptera, Braconidae. Gene Ontology annotation, cellular component: dendrite; axon; membrane. The coding region runs from base 1 to 1200 and encodes 399 amino acids. Gene Ontology annotation, biological process: sensory perception of taste. The transcript is spliced from 3 exons. The record is from RefSeq and is a predicted model, not a curated record.
AUGAAAAACCUUGCGCAGCACUCGAGGAAGAAACUGUGUUUAUUCCAUUUAAUUUUUUUCUUCUUCAAAAUCAUCGGCUUGGCGCCAUUUGCUGUGGAUAUCCCGCGGUUGCUGGAGGCGAAAAAAGAACACAAUAGCCCUAAAAAAACCUUUACAGCGUCAACUAUUGGAAUUAUUCACAAUUGUGCGUUGAUUGCCUGCAUAAUUUACGUCGAUUCCCAGACGUUCGAUAGUGUCAGAAGAGAUCCUUCCGCUCAAGUGAUUAAACUGCCGAAAAUAAUCGGGAGAUGUCUCACCGCGAUCGGAUUUCUGUUGAGCAUCUUCAUAUGGGCCUUGUACAUCCUGCGAGUGAGAAGAAUAGUCGCCCUGGCGAAUGAAUUGCUCGAAAUAGACGGAAUUAUGUUCAGGGCUAACAGUCUUCACCUGAAAUUUCCGAAGGCUAUAGUACUCGUGUCAGCGGUGCAUUUCACGAUGUCUGGUUACUUGAUCGCAGCCGAAGUUUCAACGCAGCAAACGUCAAUCCACGUAUUGAUAGUGUUCGUUCUUCCUUCGAUCAUCGUCAGUUGGACUCUCGUGCAAUACUCGCUGGUGCUGCACAUGAUCGAAGAGAGGAUUGCAAAUGUGAACAGAUCACUGCUAGAAAUUGGAAAUAUUCCGAUGGAGCUUGCGAUGCCUUCGCUGUUCGUCAGGAAGAUUCCGGUGACGAAAGACGCGACCGCCAAAAUCGUCAGCAUUCGGAGAGUGGACGUGGACUUGUGCGAUCUUUGCUAUAAGAUUCGGGAUUUUUAUGCACCGCCAACUCUUAUGACAGUCACAUUCUUCGGGGCCUCGCUAGUUUACUCUGGCUACUUCCUGGUGAUGCCGUUUAUCACAAGAUCCGAUCCGCAUUUUCAUCUCACGUACAUCAACGGCAUCGCCUGGUUGAGUCUCCAACUGUCUUGUCUCUUCAAUUUGACGAUUAGUGUCACUAAAAUUACACGGACGAUCAGAAAAACUGUUAACUUUGUACAUCUACUUUUGGACUGCUGUGUAUUGCCUUCGGAUGCAUCGGCAGAGUUGAAAGGCUUCUCCCGUCAAAUUCUUAUGAAGAAAUUCCAAUUGAGUGUGUACGACAUGUUCCCACUGGAUAACUCAUUACUAAGUUCAAUCGCAGGAUUCAUUAUUACGAACCUAAUCAUCCUGAUACAAUUCUCAACUUAG